AUGUCGGUCGCAAGCAAGAACCUGUUCGAGCUCCUCGGCAACGAUGCCGAGGAUGACACUCCUCAGGCGCCCGUGAAGACGGUUGAGAAGAACUCUCUGCGCUCAACCAAGCGCGGCGUCGAGCCCGAGGCCCCUUCCCGUGCCCCCGCUGCCGGUGGUGCCCGUCGCAACAACGCCUCUGGCAACGAGGCUGGCCGUGGUGGACGUUUCCCCCGUGAGCGUGAUGACCGCCAGUCUAAGGGUCUCGCCAGCGGCUCCGAGAAGCAGGCUGCCCAGUCUUGGGGCGCCACCGAGGGUGAGGCUGAGCGCAAGGACGAGGUUGCCGGCGAGGCCAUUGCCCAGGCUGAGGCUAAGGACGCUGAGGCCGAGGCCGCCGCUCCCCUCGAGCCCGAGGAGCCCGAGGAGAAGCAGGUCUCCUACACCGAGUACCUUGCCCAGCUUGCCGAGAAGAAGCUCGCCAUCGAGGGCAACAACAAGGUCCGCGAGGCCAACGAGGGCACCAAGCUCAAGAAGGAGUGGGCUUCCGCCAAGGAGGUCUCCCGCGAUGAGGAUGAGAACUUCAUGAUCGGCACCGGUGGCAAGACCAAGCGCGAGCGUGAGCGCAAGACCAAGCAGCUCUUGGAUAUCGACCAGCGUUACGUCGAGCCCGAGCGCUCUUCCCGCGGCGGUGCCGGCGGCCCCCGUGGUGGCCGUGGCGGUCCCCGUGGCGGUGCCCGCGGUGGUGACCGUGGUGACCGUGGCGGUCGCGUACGCGGCGAUGGUGCCCGCGGUGCCCCCCGUGGUGGUGCCCCCCGUGGCGGCCGUCCCCAGGGCGCGCAGAUCAACACUAAGGACGAGUCUGCGUUCCCCAGCCUCGGCGGCAAAUAA
Colletotrichum lupini is the source of this 867-nucleotide messenger RNA. RefSeq lists its product as uncharacterized. The transcript has 5 exons. Gene Ontology annotation, molecular function: RNA binding. Bases 1 to 867 code for a protein of 288 amino acids. Gene Ontology annotation, cellular component: nucleus; cytoplasm. The record is from RefSeq and is a predicted model, not a curated record. Lineage: Eukaryota; Fungi; Ascomycota; Sordariomycetes; Glomerellales; Glomerellaceae.